Oryzias melastigma (Indian medaka) is the source of this 4160-nucleotide messenger RNA. RefSeq names its product C-myc promoter-binding protein. Lineage: Eukaryota; Metazoa; Chordata; Actinopteri; Beloniformes; Adrianichthyidae. The record is from RefSeq and is a predicted model, not a curated record. Gene Ontology annotation, molecular function: protein binding. Gene Ontology annotation, cellular component: cytoplasmic vesicle. Gene Ontology annotation, biological process: regulation of Rab protein signal transduction.
GUGGACAGUGAAAGGCUGGAGGAGACCCGGCUGAUAGAGACGGAUGAGUCCCAUCGCAGCGAGCACACCGUCUUCAUCACACCCCCAGAGCUGCCCCCCUUGCUUGAGGGGGAGGAGCACCCUCUGUGCUACAGGUACGAUGGCUUUCCUGUGCUGAGCCUGGACCUCUUUGACCCUGUAGCCCCCACCCCGGACGGCCUGCAAGCACCCCGCCUGGCUGCCAGGCACAGCUGCCCCACCAGCCCCGCCCCAAUGUUCAGACGCACCAAACAGGAGAUCCGGUCGGCCCAGAAGAUCGCUAAGAAAUACUCCUCCAUCCCUCAGCUGUGGUCCAAGUGUCUGCUGCGCCACUGCUACGGGCUGUGGUUCAUCUGUCUGCCCGCGUACGUGAAGGUGUGCCACUCCAAGGUGCGGGCGCUCCGCACUGCCUAUGAUGUCCUCAGGAAGAUGCAGACAAAGAAGCUGCAGCCCCCUGAUGAGGUCUGCUAUAGGGUGCUCAUGCAGCUGUGCGGUCAGUACGGACAGCCAGUGCUGGCUGUCAGAGUACUGUUUGAGAUGAAGAAGGCUGGAGUCCACCCCAACGCCAUCACCUACGGCUACUACAACAAGGCAGUGCUGGAGAGCACGUGGCCCUCCAGCACCAGAGGAGGAUACUUCCUUUGGAUGAAGCUCAGAAACGUGCUCCUGGCUGUGGCUCAGUUCAAGCAAGCCCUUUCACGGCCCGCGCUCCUCACCCAGAGCCCACUGUCAGACGGCAGCGACCUGGACGCAGUGAGUCAUGGGAGUCUGGACAGUUCUGCUGAUCAGGGCCCGUCCGCCACUGAUGACAGGUCCAGUACAGUUGGUGGUGGGGUUGCCAGGUCCGUGGUGGCUCCCUCACACUGGGGGGGCUAUGAGCUCAGAGAAGCCCCUCUCCAUAAAGGAGAUCAGUCUGAUCUGGGCUACAACUCCCUGUCCAAAGAGGAGGUGUGGAGAGGACCAGCGCCUCCCAAAGAGAGCAGGAAGGAGAGCGACUGCAGCUCCUUGUCAGAGACAGAAAGUACCAAAGGAAGUAGAGACUGCCUCCCCCAGCUGGACGGGGAUGCCUCCUUCAAACCCCGUGGGAUUGUCCGCAGCAGCUUCCUGUACAAUUCCUCCAGUAAACCCAAGAGCUCCAGCAGUGCAGGCCACGUGGCGGGUCUGCUCUUCACCGCCUCGCUGGACGACAUCGGCGAGGUUCACAGCAACACUUUGAUCAGGAGACACAAGAGUGCCCUGGAGGAGGCGAUUAGUGGCCUCGCCAUGGAGAGGCCGGGUGUGAGGGAGCGCCACCUGAGCGGGGACACUGUGUGCAGCAGCGGCGGCAGCGGGAACACCCUUCUUGGUUUUGGAUCCAGCCAAAGUGAAGCCGGUCCAGAAAAGAAGGCAGAUGCCAAAAUUCUCUCGUGUGUGAGGAUCCACAGGCCCGCCUCUUUGGCUGUGGAGUGUCUGGAACAGUCCGCUUCCAUCGAACAGCCUUCCAGAGUUCACAAAGAGGGGCGGGACUUCAGCUAUGAGGACGGAAACAACGCCGAGGCCAUUUUUGAUUUUGAGGAUCUGGAGCUGGACCCAGUCAAACCGCCCGUCAAGCGCAGCAUCAGCUGUAGCGGUGUGACCACCUCAACCAGCAAGGGCGGGGUCAAACGCACCGACAUCCAAACAGGCUACGACCCUCUUUCUCUUCUGGCAGCGCAGUCGGAGAGCAGGCCGGAGCCACGGGAGGAGGAGUUCAGGGCGCUGCGAGCCCGCAGAAACCUGGCCAGGGAGAUCGAGCUGUACCUGAUCCAGCUGGACAGCCCCCUGAGCAGCCGCACCCCCAGCCUGGAUCUGCAGGACCUCGCCAGCCCCCCCCUCCUGCACCCACCUCCUAACCCCGCCUUCCGCAGGUCCAGUCUCCCCCACGGCUCCCCCUUCCGCAGUGUGGAAAUGUCUCGUUCUCGCACCUUUCACCAGACAUCACCUGCUCAGCCCAUCUCACGUCAAAGUCCGUGGACCCCCCCCCACAGUCAAAGCUCCAGCACCAGUGCCAGCCCAGGACCCAGCCCCUUCCGGGAGAGGGCCGACAGGAUGGGCCUGGGGUCACCCUCCUCCUCUUUUGCCCUUGACACCCUGCUCACGCCAACGCUGGACGUGUUCAAGACCAACGUCUUCUCUGCUGGGAGGGGCGUGGCUGAGAAGGCCAGCCGCUGGUACUCCCGCUUUGCCACCUACUCCGCUCCGAGCAAGGACGGCCACAGUGACAGCCUGAGCGUGUCCUCCCUUGAUAUUGGAGAUUUGGACUCCCCCCCUCUGCUGGAUGAAGAUGAUUGUAGGGAGCAGAAGAUCUCAGCGCUCUCUCCUCAUAACAAUGGUCCAGUGGGGCCCCGCAGGAGCCCCAGGCGAAGCCCCGUUCACAGCAGGCUGCACAGCUCCACCUCCGGCUCCAGCCGGGGCAGACCCACAUCUCUGCCUGCUGGAUGUGUGCUGUCUCCACCCGACUUCCCCCUGCCGGACAAGUCUGACCUCAGCUCUUCACGCUACACAAGCAACACCAGCAUUUUCAACAACUACGCUAUGGAGGCUUUUCUUGAAGGGCAGCCCCUCUGUGGACGAGGCCAUGACGUCCUCGUACUCCACAGGUCUGGACACGGGGACGUCCACCGCGUCCACGCCGUGCCCCAAAACCGCAGUCUCCCCUCCCUCCCCCACCGCAGCCCCACUGCAGGGAGGCCCUGACAGGACUCUUUCUGGCAGGGCUCAGGGUAUCAGCAUCCCCACUGGGCGGCACCAGGGGGCGCUCUCUUCCCCCAUGACCCGGAGCGUCACCAUCUUCGGUCCUUUAGAGGAAGCAUCCAAUUUCAGCCCCCGCCUGCCAACAUCAGGCAGCCUGCCGACCCGCCUGAACGAAGCAACGGACCCGCUGAGUGUGGACUGGAGUCUCCACAGCCCGGAGCCGGUGACGGUCCCCUACCUGAGCCCGCUGGUCCUGUGGAAGGAGCUGGAGAGCCUGCUGGAGAAUGAAGGGGAUCCGGUCAUCACAGAGGCCGACAUGGUGGACCACCACCCCAUCAUCUACUGGAACCUGAUCUGGUACUUCAGACGGCUGGACCUGCCCAGCAACUUACCGGGUCUCGUCCUUACGUCAGAGCACUGCAACAGGGACUCCCAGAUUCCUCAUCACUGGAUGUCAGAGGACAGCAAACAUGUGUUGAUCCAGAUACUGUGGGACAACCUGAAGCUGCAUCAGGACCCUGUCCGGCCUCUCUACAUCCUCUGGAACACUUACAAUGUGGGUUACUCCGUGACACGGCCGGUCCCAGAGGAGGAGAAGGCGUUCAGCGAGGAGGUGCUGCAGAGCGUGGUGAGGAGCAUCCAGAGGAACGACGUCAGCCGGCCCAUGGCUCAGCUGCUGCAGCUGCUCAACCAGACACUCGGGGUCAGGAGGCAAAGGAGUUUGUACAGAGACAUCCUCUUCCUCUCCCUGGUGGCUCUGGGAAAAGACAACAUUGAUGUCGACGCCUUCGAUCGGGAGUACAAGUUGGCGUAUGAUCGCCUCGCACCAAACCUGGUGAAGCUGACACAUAACUGUGACCGUCCCCCGAGCACAGGCGUCAUGGAGGUCCGAAGGACGUUUGGGGAGCCGUACCUGUGAGGCGUCACGCAGCAGACUCCGUUCCUUCAUCAGCUCAGGAAUCGUCCUGGACAGUCACCAAGGGGGUGUAAUGUUUAGGGUCACCAUCAGGGAUGAAGACCAAAGUUUUCCUAACCUGAUGGCAGGAAGCCACUGUCCAUGAAUGCCACUUCCUCCACGGUUUUUCUGUGAGAAUCCUGUGAUGACAGACACUAAAAAAAAAAAAAGGAUUUUUUUCCAUCAAAGGUCUAAUGGGAUGAAAACUCACAGCAGCAAUAUUUUAACACAAACUGAAUUUCUAUUGGCAGUUUUAUUUAAUUUGCACAGUGCUUUGCUUUUGUGCGUCUGUUGUCGUCUAUAUGUUUGAAGCGAGCGUCUGGAAAGACAGCUGCUGACUGCCAACGUGGAAGCAACGCUUCUUCUGAAGGGACAUCCUCUGCAGCACAGCCACUGUUUAGAUAUCAUCAGACCAACUACAGUUAUGGAUAAAUAACAGUGCAACCAGAAAAAACAUUAAAGCUCCUGUUCUAGA